AUUUGCCGAAGAAGUAGGACUGAAAAGUAGUACUGAAUUCGCUUUACUUCGAAUGUAGCAAAUAGUCGGUGUAAAAGAGUUGUCGCGCGAGUGUGCACGGAGAAUAACAAGAUUAAUAUUUUUGGCUUGAAGUACACUAAAAAAAAAUAAUGUUUCAGAAAUAUAGAAAACAAACGUAAGGUCGAAAAGAAAAAUUAAUUAAAUAUAUAAUAUAUAUAAAAGAAUUAAAAAAAAAAAUACUGAGUUGAUAACAACAAUUUUAAAAUUUUAAAAUUGCUAUCUUUCGUUGAUUUCCCUACACAUUUGUUGGCAAUUAUUCCGAACUCGGAGCAAAAUAAUCAAUGAGGUAUUUUGCCAUUCCAACUGUUUUUUUACAUAUAAAUCGUCGUAUUUAGUAAAAUGGAAAUUCAAACAGUUAAUAACCACAUAAAUAAUUCGCUUAUUCUACCUUCAUUAAUUCCACCAGAAUCGAAUCAUUCACUUAACAGCAGCAUCACUCCACAUAGUCGCAGUAAUAGUCCGGCCAGUUCUAAUUCUGAAAUUGAAAAAGAUUUUCAAGAUCUAGAUUUGACCUCUAGUAAUAAUCAAACUUUAGGUGGAGAUCUCAACAAUUGUAGCAAAUCAAAUGGAUCACUUAGUGGCGCAUCUUCAUCCUCAGCAAAUACAAGCAACAUAAUUAGCAAUGGAAAUACCCCGAAUACAACAGCGCAAGUUAAAAAGCGCAUAUCAAGCAGUCGGACAUCAACGCGUAAAGCGAGACGAAUAAAAUUUUAUCGUAACGGUGAUAGAUUUUAUUCCGGAAUAACCAUUCCAGUAUCAAACGAGAGAUAUAGAUCUUUCGAAAGUUUGUUUGAAGAUAUAACAAGACUUUUAGAGGACAACGUUAAGAUACCAGGAGCUGUACGUACAAUAUAUACAAUGUGCGGCAAAAAAGUAACCAGCUUAGAAGAACUUGAAGAUGGUCAGAGUUACGUUUGUUCCUGCAAUAAUGAAAAUUUUAAGAAAGUCGAAUAUAAUACAUCCUCUCAACCCUUAUCAAUUUUGGCUUUAACUAAUAAAGCAAAUAACCGUCUCUCAAAAAUGUAUCGACCUUUAUCACCAUUAAAAAACGGUACCGCUUUAGGAUCUAACGGCAGUCCGAUGCUAACGAAAUCAAUUGAAUUGGAUAACAUUGUAUUUCCACGUAUUGUUACAUUAAUAAGAAAUGGCACAAAGCCACGUAAGAUCAUGCGACUACUUCUUAACAAACGCAACAGUCCAACGUUCGAUCAUGUAGUUCAGUCGAUAACACAAGUUGUUAAACUUGAUACUGGAUAUGUGCGUAAAGUAUUUACACUUUCUGGAACACCAGUACUUCAACUAGCUGAUUUCUUUGGGGAAGAUGACAUCUUUUUUGCUUAUGGUACAGAACGCGUUAAUAAUUCUGAUGAUUUUAAACUUGAAUCUGAUGAGCAUAAAGCUAUCCAAGCAAUUCGCAAAACGUUACGUACGGCCGGCACAGCAUAUCAGGGUCCUAAACCGAAAAUGCCUACUAAAAGUAAAAACACAAAGCCUGUACCAAUUGAUCCUAAAUUAGAAGACGAGGAAUCAACACUUAAUAAUAUCGGAAUCGAUGCAUCCGAAUUGCCAGCAGCGAUACGUGAGAAUUAUGUGCUUGGACAAAUUAUCGGUGAUGGAAACUUUGCUAUUGUGGUAAAAAUUAAAGAACGCAAAAGUAGACUGCCUUAUGCACUUAAAAUUAUCGAUAAAAGUAAAUGUCAAGGGAAAGAACAUUAUAUUGAUGCAGAAGUACGUGUCAUGAAAAAGUUGCAGCAUCCACAUAUUAUUUCAUUGUUAAUGGAAGUAGACCAACCUGCAAUUAUGUAUUUAGUGGUGGAUUAUGUAAGUGGUGGCGACCUUUUCGAUGCUAUUACACGUGUUACCCGUUUUUCAGAGGAUCAAUCCCGUGUUAUGAUCAGACAUUUGGCUUCUGCACUAGCAUAUUUACAUUCCAUGAGUAUUGUUCACCGUGAUAUCAAACCAGAAAACCUCUUGGUUGAACUGGAUGAUAUAGGUAACGUUACUCAGCUUAAACUAGCUGACUUCGGACUCGCUUGUGAAGUUACCGAGCCUCUUUAUGCUGUUUGCGGUACGCCAACAUAUGUUGCACCAGAAAUUUUAAUGGAAACUGGUUAUGGCUUAAAGAUUGAUGUCUGGGCUGCGGGCAUUAUACUUUAUAUAUUACUGUGUGGGUUUCCUCCAUUCGUUUCACCUGAUAAUGAACAGGAACCACUUUUCGAUGCUAUUAUAUCAGGUGUCUACGAGUUUCCUGAUCCUUACUGGUCUGACAUAUGUGAUGGUGUAAGAGAUUUGAUAGCAAACAUGUUACAAUCCGAUCCUGAUGUACGGUUCACAAGCGAAGACAUCUUGGAUCAUUACUGGACUAUGGGUGAAAGCAGUUGAACUAUUAUUUUUACAACAAAUAACACACAUGAAAGAUUCAUACUUAUUGUUAAAGUUUAUAUCUUUAGUUUUAAGUAAAAAAGAUUAUGACUUUUACAAUUUUAAUUGCUGAUGAAAAAAUCGA
This is a messenger RNA of Teleopsis dalmanni, 2566 nucleotides long. Its product is annotated as serine/threonine-protein kinase GL21140. Gene Ontology annotation, molecular function: protein kinase activity; ATP binding. The transcript has 10 exons. The record is from RefSeq and is a predicted model, not a curated record. Lineage: Eukaryota; Metazoa; Arthropoda; Insecta; Diptera; Diopsidae. The coding region runs from base 400 to 2442 and encodes 680 amino acids. Gene Ontology annotation, biological process: intracellular signal transduction; protein phosphorylation.